This is a messenger RNA of Danio rerio (zebrafish), 3270 nucleotides long. RefSeq names its product sortilin 1a (gene sort1a). Lineage: Eukaryota; Metazoa; Chordata; Actinopteri; Cypriniformes; Danionidae. Gene Ontology annotation, cellular component: lysosomal membrane; cytosol; Golgi cisterna membrane. The record is from RefSeq and is marked validated.
GCAGUGGAACAGCGGCUACUCUACAGACAUGCGUCAGAGUGUAAACACUGCACGGUCUGUUCGAUUAUCAGCAAACCUGCUAUAAAUGGAUAUUUAAGCAGAAGAUUUUUUUGUGCACAUUAAACGGGAACCAUGAGCACCGUGUUGUGCUGUGUUUUGGUGUUAUUAAUCUCAGUGGCUCUUUGCAUGGACUUUGAAGAGAGACCCAGCAGCUCCUGGAGGAGUGAGCAAACCAUGUUUCUAAAGAGUCACAAAUCACGAAAUCUGCUCAGUUUGAGAGAUUUACAGCAGCCGGACCAUGGCAAGAUGAAAAGAAGUGAAGAAUCCGCACAAAAUCAAUGUGAAUCAUUGCACGGCUAUCAAUCUACAUUACAAAACGACACUCACACGCAUAACUUCAAUGACCUGAGUGGUUCAGUGUCUUUGGCCUGGGUUGGAGAUGGAACAGGGGUCCUGCUGGUUUUGACCACAUUCCAGGUCCCUCUUUUCAUCAUGCGCUUUGGUCAGUCCAAACUCUACAGAAGUGAAGACUAUGGAAAGACAUUUCAGGACAUCACGGACCUCAUUAACAACACCUUCAUACAGACAGAGUUCGGCAUCGCAAUUGGCCCUGACAAUUCCGGCAAGGUGAUCCUCACAGGGGAUUUGGCUGAGGAGAAAGUCACCAAAAUCUUCCGCUCGGUUGAUUUCGGCAAAAGCUUUGUGACCUCUGAGCUUCCCUUCCAUCCGUUAAUGCAGAUCACUUACAAUCCCAAAGACAGCAACAUACUCAUGGUCUACAGCAUCAAUUAUGACUUAUGGCUGUCGAAGGACUUUGGAGCCAACUGGAAGAAGAUCCAUGAGAGUGUUUGUCUAGUAAAAUGGGGAAUUGAUGACACCAUUUUCCUAACCACAAACCCCAAUGGAUCCUGCAGUGACCGGGGGACUCUGGAAUUGAGGAAAUCAUUAGACUAUGGCAAAACAUUCAAAACUAUAGGAAACAGGAUUUAUUCUUUUGGCCUGGGUGGACGCUUUGUUUUUGCAUCCAUCAUGACAGAUUCGGGUUCCACACGGAUGAUUCAUGUGUCUGUGGAUCAGGGGGAGACGUGGGAUAUGGCUCAGCUGCCCACUGUUGGCCAUGAACAGUUCUACUCCAUUUUAGCUGCAAACAAUGAUAUGGUCUUCAUGCAUGUAGAUGAACCUGGAGACUCUGGCAUUGGUACCAUAUACAUAUCAGAUGAUCGAGGUAUAGUGUUUUCCAAGUCUCUGGAGCGUCAUUUGUACACCACUACAGGCGGCGACACCGACUUCACCAACAUCACCUCUCUGAGAGGCGUCUAUAUAACCAGCGUCCUUGCCGAGGACGGCUCAGUGCGGACGGUGAUCACGUUUAAUCAGGGUGGAGAAUGGAGGCCUCUGAUGAAGCCCUGGAAUGGAGUGUGUGACUCCACCGCCAAACAUCCCAGUGAGUGUAGUCUGCAUAUUCACGCCUCCUACAGCAUCUCUAUGAAACUGAAUGUGCCUAUGCAGCCUCUCUCCGAGACCAACGCCGUGGGACUCGUCCUGGCACACGGCAGUGUCGGAGGAGCCGUCUCUGUGCUUUCUCCAGACGUGUACGUGUCAGAUGACGGAGGCUACACGUGGUUCCAGGCGCUGAAAGGCCCCCAUCACUACGCCAUCCUGGAUUCAGGAGGACUGCUGGUGGCGGUGGAGCACAACCCCACACACCCCAUAUCACAGAUCAAAUUUUCCACUGACGAAGGCCAGUGUUGGCAUGUGCAUAACUUCACUGAUGAUCCAAUAUACUUCACUGGCCUGGCAUCAGAACCUGGUGCCCGAUCCAUGAAUGUCAGCUUGUGGGGCUACAGGGACACCAUCCUGAAUCAAUACUGGGUUUCUGUCACUGUCGACUUCAGACAGCUGCUCUCUAGAGACUGCCAGGAGAAUGACUACAUCCAGUGGCUCGCUCACUCAAGCGAUAUCAACAGCCCCACGGAUGGAUGCGUGCUGGGAUACAAGGAAAGGUUUUUACGGUUGCGAAGGGAUUCGGUCUGCUGGAAUGGACGGGAUUAUAAGGUCACCAAGGAGCCCACCACAUGUCCCUGCACUCUGACGGACUUUCAUGAUUUUGGGUUCUACCAUGAGGAAAACAGCUCAGUGUGUGUGGAGCAGCCUGACCUUAUUGGCCAUUCACUGGAGUUCUGUCUGCAUGGACGCAAAGAGCAGCUUCAAACCAGCGGUUACCGGAAAAUACCCGGUGAUCACUGUGAGGAAGGAAUAACUCCAGAACGGAAAGAGAUCGACCUGAGUAAGAAAUGUGUCAGUAAUCUGCUGAGGACAGAGCAACUGACAAAGGAACACUCAUUCAAUUCAGCUCCUAUAAUCGCCGUGGUCAUCAUUGUUCUGUUGAUCAGUGCUGUUGCUGGGGUCAUUUUCAUCAAAAAAUACGUCUGUGGAGGAAGAUUCCUGGUGCACAGAUACUCCGUAUUACAGCAGCAUGCAGAAGCAAAUGGUAUAGAUGGUUUGGAUGACCUGGACACACUGGAGGGGGGCAAAACGCACUAUCAUGAUGAUUCAGAUGAGGACCUUCUGGAGUGACACAUGGAUCAUCAUAAGACUGUAUCAAACGAGAGAAACCACAAUGCCUACCCUUCCCAUGAUGUUUGUGUGUGUGUGAAUUUACAAUUACACACAUACCAGAUUUUGCCACACACUCUUCUGCCCAGCCCAGUUGAGGACAGUUUUCCAGCAAUUCAAGCAGGGUUUGACUACAAGGACAGAAACAAAAAAACAUAUUCCCAGAACAGGUUGCUGAUCCACUGCUGAAAGAGUCUUUUUAUAUUGUUUCACACUAUAUAUUUGUAUUUGAGAUGCACAAACUAAUGUUGUUGCUGUGUAUUUCACAUUUAUGAGCUGACACGUAAAAUGAAAACAUGUGGCUGAAAAGUGUAGUUUAUCCAAAAAAGACAUGUCAUCGGUUACUUAUCCUCCACUUGUUCCAAACAUCCUCCACUUGUUGUUGAGUUUCUUUCCUAUAGAUAUUUUUAAGAAGGAUAGAAACCAGAAGACAUUAACACUCAUAGUAUUUGUUUUUCUUACUAUGGAUGUCAAUGGUUACCGGUUUCCAAAAUUCUUCAAAAUAUCUUCUUUUGUAUUAAACAAAAAAAUGAGUCUCAUAAAGAUUCUCUCAUUUAGAUAUUUUCAAGAAAGAUAAAAGCCAGAACACAUUGACUCCCAUAGUAUUUUUUUACUAUUACAGAUGUCAAUGGUUACCGGUUUCCAACAUUCUCC